Tetrahymena thermophila SB210 is the source of this 1257-nucleotide messenger RNA. Its product is annotated as ubiquitin carboxyl-terminal hydrolase. Gene Ontology annotation, biological process: protein deubiquitination; ubiquitin-dependent protein catabolic process. Lineage: Eukaryota; Ciliophora; Oligohymenophorea; Hymenostomatida; Tetrahymenidae. The record is from RefSeq and is a predicted model, not a curated record. The transcript has 6 exons. Gene Ontology annotation, molecular function: cysteine-type deubiquitinase activity. Gene Ontology annotation, cellular component: cytoplasm.
GUAAAGCAUUAAAAUUUCAAAAGAAGAAAGAAAAGAGCAAUAAUUUUUUAUAAUUUAUACAUAUAAAAUAGUUAAAUAACUUCUUAAAAUAUUAAAGAGGCAUAAAAAUUAUAAAGGGAUUAAACAAAAUAAAAAUUAAAGUAGUUAGUUAAAAUGGGAGAUUGGUGCACAAUUGAGAGUGAUCCAGGUGUUUUCACAGAACUCAUUAGAGGUAUUGGAGUAAAAGGUGUUUAAGUUGAAGAAGUUUACUCUUUAGAAGACUAAUAACUCAUUUAAUAGAUUUAACCAAUCUAUGGUUUAGUUUUUCUCUUUAAGUGGACAGAUAAACUAGAAAAAAGAGAAUGUCUUCUCAACUAUGAUAACGAACUCUUUUUCGCCAAUCAAGUUAUAUAAAAUGCUUGCGCAACAUAAGCUUUGCUGGCCAUUUUGCUUAAUAAAGAUGAUCAAAUUGAUAUAGGAGAGGAUCUUAAAAAUUUUAAAACAUUUACUGCUACUUUAGACCCUCAAAUGAAAGGAUUAGCCAUUUCAAAUUAAGAAAACAUCUAAAGGGUCCACAACUCUUUCUCAAGACCAGAACCCUUUAUAUUUACUUAAUCCAAGAAGAAAGCAACUGAAAAUGAUGAUGUUUUCCAUUUUGUAUCUUUUGUUCCUCAUAAGGGUAAACUUUAUGAACUUGAUGGUCUUCAACAAGGUCCUAUUCUUUUAGGUUCUUACGAAAAUGACGACUGGCUUACUCUUGCUACUUAAGAAAUAAAUGCAAGAAUUUUAAAAUACAGCUAGGAUGAAGUUAGAUUUAAUCUCCUCGCUUUAACUAUUGACAAGCGUUAUUAAUGCUAAAAUAACAUAAAAUAACUUGAACUUCAAAAACUUGGUCUUUAUCAGUAUGCUAAAGAUAACUAAGUCGAGUUGGAUGCUAUGUAGGAAUCUGACUUUGCUGAUUUAAAUGCAAAAUUAAGUGAACAAGAAAAAUUAGCUACUUAAGUCGAUGCUUAAGUAAAUAAAGAUAUAGUUUUAGUCAAAAUAGCAGAUAUCAAUGAUUAAAUAGCCCAAUAAAAAAUAAUAAUCGAAGAGGAAGAAUACAAAUUCAAAAAAUAUGAAGUAGAGAAUGUGAGAAGAAGACAUAACUAUAUUCCAUUUAUUGUAGAGCUAUUCAGAUAGACAGCAAAAAAGGGCAAACUUGCAGAAUUGAUUGAAAAAGCUAAAUAAAAGAAAAAAGAAAAAGCAUAAUCAUAGUAAUAAUAAUAAAAGAAAAACUGA